AUAUUAACAACGCUUGAAGAAUCGGUCGUAUUUGCUACGGCCAUGGAAGUGUCACAUCACAUCACAUGGAAUAAGAAGUGCCACUUCUCCUCACGAUAUAACUACUAAACUGCCCAAGUCAAGAAUGUCAGGACUGACUCAGUCCGUUGUACCGUGGCUUUUCAAGUUGAGUUAAAGUUUAGUUAAUUUGCUCGAUGGGGAAACUCCCGUCCCGAUUAUUAUAGUACGAACCGCAUAAUUUAUUGUCACGAAGUUAGCUAAUGUACUAAACCUUAAGAAAACGACAUAUAUUCACACACACGCAAACGAGCUUGAUAGCUUCUUGGUCAUCUUCGAAGAUUCAUCUCACAAAGCACCAGAGGUUGUCCCAUAGCUAUCUCCUCUUCGCUUUCUUGAAGAUGAAGGCAAGUUUGAUUAAUUGCAAUUUGAACAUCACUGUCAGGGUGCUUCUUAGCUAAGUCAUCUUUAUUCAUCUACCAUUUAUUUUAUUCCAUUCCUGCAGCAAAAGAUAGUGAUCAAACUGUGCAUGGACUGUGAAAAAGCAAGAUCAAAGGCCAUGAAGAUUGCUGCCGAUGCUAAUGGCGUGACCUCGGUGGCGGUAGAAAUAGACAAGAACCAGCUGGUGGUGACCGGGGAGGGAGUCGAUAUAGCUUGCUUGACGAGGGCGCUGAGGAAGAAGGUCGCUCCUGCCUCCAUUGUCAGUGUCGCGGAAGUCAAGCCUGAAGAUAAGAAAAAAAAAGAAGAUAAGAAAAAAGAAGAAGAAGAGAAGAAGAAGCUGCUUUGUUGUACGCAGAAGCAAUUUUGUUGUACGCAGAAACAACUUUGUUGUGCUCAGUACCCUGCGUGCAGUGUGGUUUACGAUCAAGACCCACCUCUUUGUACCAUCAUGUGAGAGAGGCCAUCCAUAACAAUUUGAGCCUGCUAAAUUGUGAGAUCUUGAUCUAAGUUCGACAUGACAGUGGUGGCUUCAAUCUUUGAUGCAGCCAAUUGACCAAGAAUUCCGCAUGAAGUUUGUUGUUUCGGUGAUCCCAUCUGAGAAUGUACGGAGACAGGUUGAUAAGAGUUAAUCAAUUCUUCUUCUUCUUUC
Syzygium oleosum is the source of this 1087-nucleotide messenger RNA. RefSeq names its product heavy metal-associated isoprenylated plant protein 16-like. The transcript has 2 exons. Lineage: Eukaryota; Viridiplantae; Streptophyta; Magnoliopsida; Myrtales; Myrtaceae. Gene Ontology annotation, molecular function: metal ion binding. Bases 527 to 892 code for a protein of 121 amino acids. The record is from RefSeq and is a predicted model, not a curated record.